GUCGUUUGUUCUUGUGAGAAGAGAUUUUCUUAUCUGGGAUCUCUCUCUCUCUCUCUCUCUUCUCUCUCUCUCUCCUCUGUGGCCCAUCAUCAGAUCGAAAUCUCCCAAAUCUGAUGUUGAUCCACAUCUUCGUCCCCUUCCAAUGCCUCUGGAAACAUACCCACUUCUCUUCCAUUAGUACUUGUUAAUCUCUCCCUCGCUCUCUCUCUCUCUCUCUCUCUCUCUCUCUCUCUCUCUCUAUUCUUAUAAAAAAACAAUAUUUUGUCGUGCCCAUCUUUUGUUAUUCUUUACUGCUCCCACUAUCCUUGUCCUUGGUUGGUGUUUGGCUGCUUCAGUCGCCGGCGCUCACGGGAGAAGAAGAAGAAGAAGAAGAACAAAAACAUAUUUGGCAUUUGGGUGUCGGCUUCUCAGUUCGGAGAAGCCGAAUCCGGUCUCAAAAAGUCGUUUUGGGAGAAUCUGGAGAUUGCUGAGGGGGAGGGGCGAAGUGGGUCGAGAUCUCUCCAUGGCUGGAUAAUGUGACAUUUCUCUUUUGAUCCCAAACAAGGAUUGUAUUUAGUAUACUUCUAUCGCAUUCUCCGGCACUACAUUGUGAGACACCAAAAGAUGGUGCAGUAAGCAUUUGAUGGAAUGGGGACAAAGGUGGAGGGUAAAAGCUUCAUGCCUGGAUAUUUUGCUAUGGGAAAAUUUAGUGUGGACGAAAAUAGUUGUUAUUCUCGAUACGAGAAUACAGUGAAUGGGCAGAUACAUAAUGGUUUCGUGCUCGGGCCAAACAAUGGAUAUAUGGGGUAUGAUAAAGAAAUGUUGAAGCGCACAAUGCUUGAACACGAAGCUAUAUUUAGAAAGCAGGUCUAUGAACUUCACCGCCUUUAUAGAAUACAAAAGGAUCUCAUGGAAGAGUUCCAGAGGAAAGAGUUACACGGGUACUCAAUACCAGCAGAUACAUCGCAAUCAAACUCCAUUACAUCUCAAAUGCUACACCUGCAGAAUGCAAAUGAUAGAUCACCCACCGUCGGUCCUGAUCAGUGGAAACCUUAUUUAAACUUCUUAAAAGAAAAUUCCAUUCAGUCCUGUCCAGAUGGACUGCACUUGAAUAAGGACAAUCUUCAAGGGUUCACGAGAAAAAUGUUUGACCUUCAACUUCCAGCCGAUGCACGUAUUGGCAACGAUGGCUCCGAAAUAUUUGGAAAGAAAAAUGCUGCUGAGUCCUCAUUUAAACCUAUCAUUCUUGUUGGCAAAAUCAGUGGAAAAAAUUCUAGAGAUGAUUUCAAGCUUUCUCUUGGUGCUAAUGAGGGUCCUAGUUGCAAAGAAGACAGUUGGAUCUCAGAUUCUCAAACACCGCGCACUAUAAAUGGCCAUAAAGUGGUUGAUUUGAAUGAAACUGUUGCAGAUUCUGAAGGGGCUACAGAUAAUGCAUCUAUAGAUUUUCUUGGUGUCAAAACUUAUAAUGCAAAGGAUCAACUGAAUUAUCCAUCAACAAGAUCAAAUGUAGAUUUCUUGGGCCCACCAAGGUUCCUCGUCAAAGACAGGCAUGCGAAUAAAGGGACUAGUUCAAAUUUCUUUGAUGCAAAUGAGGAAAUUAGGCGGGAUAUAUCAUUCGUUAAUAGUGGAAAUGGAAAAGGUACGAGCUGUAAGAACAGUUUUACCCCCAAUAGCUGCAAUGGUGAAUUUGGAAUUUCUUCUAAACUGAUACAUUUUAAGCUAAACCAACUAGAUCAAGAUAGUAAGGCGGCAUGCCCCGCACAAAAACCAGCUGAUAGCAUUGGAGCUCCCGGAAGAAAGUGUUUCGCUAUCCCGAACAACUUAAUGGCUUCUUCCUCUGUUCUUCAGAAAGACCACUCAAACACUGCACCUCAAUCAGUUCUAUACUGGGCAAAUUCCAAAAAUGAAGUAAGCCACACUUCAGCAGCGGUCAAAGCAUUUCCAUGCCUCAAUUCAUCAAAUUUGGAAAGUAGUAAUUCCAAUGUAUUUCACCAACAAUCCGGCCUUUUUACCCAAAAUUGGAAAAACUGUGAGGGUUUGUCUAAUUUAAAUAGCUAUAAUCAUGGUCUUUCAUUGGAUUCAAUUUCUGCAACAAAUUUACAACACCUUUCAAUGAUUCGUCCUGAAGUGAACUAUGGGUGCAAUGAAUCAAUGGAUUCAAGAAGGCCAAAUAUGGCAUUGAGUUCCGUAAAUGGUCAUUCUGAGAUGAUGUCCAGCUCCAAUGGAAAUACUCGACAACUAUUGAAGAAAAAGGAAAAUGUGUUCGGUCUUUCUGUCUGUAAGGCGCAGUUUCAGGAUAAACAGUUUGGCUUGCCAAAGAAUGAAACUUCUGAUGAAACUGCUAUGAGAAUUCUCGGCUUUUCUGUUGGUGAUAACAUUCAGAAAAGUGCAUUUUGUUCAUCUAAAUCCUCAAAUGACUCUAACAACAGAAACAGGGAAAAAGAUUAUAUACAUGAUGCUUGCUUCAAUAAGCCACUGGCUGAAAGAGCUUUGGAAAAGAGCAGCAUGACCCUCAGGAUUUACAUCGAUCUGAAUGAUGAGUUACCAUCAAUGGACGAUCCGAGUUCAUCAGAGUUUUUGCCAGAAACCCAGAAAGCUGAAGGUAAUGUCAAUUUUCAUCAGGAGUCUGUUGCAUCGAGCAAACCAGACGGUUCACUGAAAAAAGUAAACUCUGAUGAUUCAUUCGCCAUAUCAGCGGCGAAGAAUCUUAUUGCUAUCUCAAAGGACAUAGCAUGUUUGCCAUCUUUAGCUUCUCAUUGUGACACCCUACAAUGGUUUGCCGAGGUUGCUAUAUCAAGUAAAGAGAAUUCGGGGAUUCCAUCCGUAGAAGAUGACGAUGAAUUAGAUUUAUUUGAAACCAUGACCUUGGAGCUUGAAGAAACUAAGAUCGAGGACUACUUAAACCAGCCAAAAGCACCUGAAUGUGAAAAAGGGGAGGAGACAGGUGCGGCUUCGCUCCUCUUUACAAGGACUAGGAGGGGCCGUGCGAGAAGGCGGCGGCAGCGAAGAGAUUUUCAAAAGGAUAUUUUGCCGGGCCUUGUAUCAUUGGCCCGGAACGAAGUAACGGAGGAUCUUCAAAUGAUCGGUGGGCUGAUGAAAGCCUCGGGCCAAUCAUGGCAGUCAAGCUUAACAAGACGGGCCAGUCGAAAUGGGCUGCAGGCAAAGGGAAGGAAGCAGUCUCGAAGCGUGGCUGUCGCUGAAGAAGAAGAAGACAUUCAGAUAAGCACUUCUGCGGUGUGGCCAAAUUGUGCUGAGUUGGGCACUCAAGGGGCCAGUAUUGUCGGGUGGGGAAGGACGACGAGGCGAUGCCGUAGGCCGAGGUGUCCUCCGAGUAAUUUGCCUACUGUUCCUCUAACUUGAAGUUUACUUCUCUUUUUUUUUUGCCAAAAAAUAUUUGCUAUACUUAUGAUGAUGCAAAAGAGGGAAUUGGCAGUAACAAAGUACAAAUGGAGUAUACAAAUUGAGGACUCUGAGGUAAAUAUACUCAUGAAUGUACAUGUUCUAAUUUGGAUAUUCGACUAUUUGUAUUGAGUUGAAACAGCUUGUACAUUUUUGAAAUAAAUACUGAUAUUGGACUAGUAUUCGAACCCAUGGAAGUGAUGGGGUUUUUGGAGCAAA
This is a messenger RNA of Ananas comosus (pineapple), 3597 nucleotides long. RefSeq lists its product as uncharacterized. The transcript has 5 exons. Bases 628 to 3339 code for a protein of 903 amino acids. The record is from RefSeq and is a predicted model, not a curated record. Lineage: Eukaryota; Viridiplantae; Streptophyta; Magnoliopsida; Poales; Bromeliaceae.